CAAAAACCUGCCGAUCCCGAGCAAACGAAAGAAAAUCGUCACAGAAACAAUUCAUCACACUCGUUCAACAAGAGCUUCUUGAACACCAACCUUGACAAAACAUAUACAUUGCAAUACGCAUUCAAGAAUCCAAAAGUUUUGAUCCGACCCAAAGUAUGGUGCAGCUACUCCCAAGAUCCUCUUCGCAAGAGGCCUUGCAAGACCUCCUCGCCGUCACCCAUCCCCCAUGGCUCUCCUCGCACUGCUCCCUCAAGCCCUCAAGAUCCCUCCCUGCUCUAGCAGACCUCUCCCUCUCCUCCAGCGACGACCUGGACCCCUCCCACCCUUCCCUCGCCCCUCCCGUCUGGCCAGCUCACAGCGUCCCGAGGCUCCUUGGCGGCAUCCGCCCUGCAGCUGCUCGCCACCCCAUCAUGCCAGUGAAGAAGUCAGAGCGGAGGCUGCUGCAGUCAUCGUUGGAGGAGGAAGGAAGCUGGACGCUGGUGAAGGUGCCAGACAUGAACCAGGACGUGAGGAGGGUGUACAACGCGUACAUGUCUAGGGCGAUAGAGCAAUGAGCAGGUAUGAAUAAACAGACCGCGUGCAUGUCGACGGUAGGGAAGGGGGUUGCGCAACUCUGUGGGGGUCUGUUUAUCGGCAGAGGACUCGACCGGGGAGGUACAUUGCAGUUUUUUCACCUGGACGGAUGUCAUGAGAAAUAUACAUCCGGGUCGUGUACUUUGGUCAUCGUGCAUUUUGAUACAGGGUGCUAGGCAAUGAUGGUUGAGCAUGAAGCUGAGAGAAGCUUUUCGAUCAUGGCAGGUAUCAUGGCAUCAUGAAC
This is a messenger RNA of Guillardia theta CCMP2712, 817 nucleotides long. RefSeq lists its product as hypothetical. The transcript has a single exon. Lineage: Eukaryota; Cryptophyceae; Pyrenomonadales; Geminigeraceae. The coding region runs from base 156 to 554 and encodes 132 amino acids. The record is from RefSeq and is a predicted model, not a curated record.